CCCGCUUCCGGCGAGCGGGCCCCGCUUGCAGCGUCAUCCUGAGGGGCCGGUUUGAAUGAGACCCCGAGGGAGGGAGGGACGCGCCACCAUCGCUGCCGCCGCCAUCGCCCGCCCGCUCCCUCCCCGCUAGCGCCGCUUCCCCGCCGUCUUUCCACUCCUCCCCGCCCCCACCGCGCCCUCUCGGGACACGGUGUGCCGCCGCCCCCCCGCUCCGCCAUGCCGCUCUUCUCAGUUAACGUGAAAUGGGGAAAAGAGAAAUUCGAUGGUGUGGAACUUAACACUGAUGAACCUCCAAUGGUCUUCAAAGCCCAGUUGUUUGCACUGACUGGAGUUCAGCCUGCUAGACAGAAGGUUAUGGUUAAAGGUGGAACUCUGAAGGAUGAUGACUGGGGGAACCUAAAAAUAAAGAAUGGGAUGACCUUAUUAAUGAUGGGUUCCGCAGAUGCACUUCCAGAAGAGCCAAUUGCUCGACCCGUCUUUGUAGAAGACAUGACAGAGGAGCAGUUGGCUUCAGCUAUGGAAUUACCAUGUGGAUUGACAAACCUUGGCAACACUUGCUACAUGAAUGCUACGGUUCAGUGUAUCCGCUCAGUGCCAGAAGUGAAAGAGGCCCUUAAAAGGUAUGGUGGUGCCUUAAGAGCUUCAGGAGAAAUGGCCUCUGCUCAAUACAUUACUGCAGCUCUUAGAGACUUGUUUGAUUCCAUGGAUAAAACUUCCUCCAGUAUCCCACCUAUCAUUCUCCUGCAGUUUUUACAUAUGGCCUUCCCACAGUUUGCAGAGAAAGGCGAUCAAGGCCAGUACCUUCAACAGGAUGCCAAUGAGUGCUGGGUGCAGAUGAUGAGAGUCCUACAGCAGAAGCUGGAAGGCAUAGAAGGUGAUACAGUUAUGGAGGUAAUUACAGACUCUGGAGCAACAGCAGCAUCUUCUAAAAAGAAGAGUUUAAUUGAUCAGUUCUUCAGUAUUGAAUUUGAAACAGCCAUGAAAUGUACAGAAGCUGAAGAAGAGGAAGUAACUAAAGGAAAGGAGAAUCUGCUUCAGCUUAGCUGCUUUAUCAAUCAAGAAGUGAAAUAUCUGUUUACAGGACUAAAAUUGCGUCUUCAAGAGGAAAUCACCAAACUCUCUCCAACGCUGCAGAGAAAUGCACUCUAUAUCAAAUCUUCUAAAAUUAGUCGCUUGCCAGCGUACCUGACUAUUCAGAUGGUCAGAUUUUUUUACAAAGAGAAAGAAUCUGUGAAUGCCAAAGUUCUUAAGGAUGUUAAAUUUCCUCUUAUGUUGGAUGUCUAUGAGCUAUGUACUCCAGACCUUCAGGAAAAAAUGGUUUCUUAUCGAUCAAAAUUCAAAGAUCUAGAAGACAAAAAAGUAAAUCAACAGCCAAAGAAUUCCAGUAAAAGUGAUGGUGCACAGAAAGAAGUUAAAUAUGAACCAUUUUCUUUUCCUGAUGAUAUUGGUUCUAAUAAUUGCGGCUAUUAUGACCUGCAGGCAGUGCUAACACAUCAAGGCAGAUCAAGUUCCUCUGGCCAUUAUGUAUCUUGGGUUAAAAGGAAACAAGAUGAGUGGAUUAAGUUUGAUGAUGACAAAGUCAGCAUUGUUACACCUGAAGAUAUUUUGAGGUUAUCUGGGGGUGGAGACUGGCAUAUAGCUUAUGUUCUACUCUACGGGCCACGCAGAAUUGAAGUAAUUGAAGAUGAAGCUGAACAGUAGUCUUCAGUUUUAGUCAUUCUGCCUAGGAAUACAGUAGCUGUGUGCUAGUGGGAGGCUGCCGUAAAAAAGUAUUUCAGUGUUGGCUACAGCCAGAAAAGCAGUAGGCCAUCAACAGAACGGCCUCUGUGUGGAGGACCUGAUUUUUAAUGUGCUGUACUAUACCCGUCCACCUUCAUAUGAAAUACCUUCAGUUGUGUCUUCAUUAACAGUGGCUGUGUGGUGAGUUUAACUGUGUGUGCCUCGCUCAGAAGGGACCCCUCUUUCACCCUCCCUUGGGGACACGGGCUUCAGCUAUGGCCUCCCCAGGUGGUUUCUCUGCCUUACAGCUCGCCUUGCUGGUCAUUGCGCUGCUGCCUUCACCACACAGCUUCCCUGGGGAGCACCCCAAAGGCCUAAGGGCAUAUUUUAAGAGUUGCAUGAUGCUUAAAGGCUCAAAAAAAGUUAACUAUUUUCCCUUCCCGUAAAGCGUUCUGCCCCGUUUUUCUGCUGCUCUUGCUUUUUCCUAAUUUUGAGACGUGUGCAUUUAUCACAUCUGGCAACUGCGCUACAAGUUGUCUCCGUGGGACAAGAUACACUGAGUAACUAACACACAGGAUGCUGAAAACCCUGUAGAAGCAGCACUUGCUGCUGGGGUCUACAAGCCUCCAUUUCUAGCGGAGAUUAUUCCAGGUCUGUCAGACCCUUUAUGUAGGCCUGGGGGCUUGAAUCAGUGACAGGCAUCCUCACAGUUGGGAUUGCUCCCAGGUGGGUCUACUUUGAAGUGCUGUCACAUUUUGAUGAGGUCAUACUUGUCACAUGAUGCAGAACAAAAAUAGUAAGUCUGCACUCCUCCAUGCACAAAAUGACACAGGGCUCUGCUCCUGCCAGGUCAGAGAAAGGGAUCAAAGCUAAACUGGGGGGACAGGACAGCUCAGUGGCCAAGCCCCACGCCUUCAACACGAGUGCUAAAGUGAUGGUUCAUGGCUGAAGCAUCAAGACUAUAACUCACUGGAGGUGGCUUCCUUCAGUCACCUUCCUUGGGGCCUUCCUCAGCCCCAGCUCUCCCAGCCUCAAGGUGGCAGGCAGGCUGGGGGCAAGAGCUGUGGGUCCUCCCCCCACCCCCUCACUUCACAGUGCGCUCAUCCCUUCAUCAGCUGCAAUCCUCGUAGUUCACACCUUCUACCCCCUUGUACCUGCAGCAGGAGGCAAGACUUGGGCCGUAAUAUUUCCAAAAACUUGCCCAUGGAUCAGCCCCCACCGACUCAAUAAUGAAGUUGCUCAUAACAUUAAAUCCAAAGCUCUCAUCAACAGAGCCGGCCUCUGAGCUGGUAGCAAACCACCAUGAAAAUCCAGAGGUAUGAUUGAGUUAAUAACUGAAACCAUACUCUGCAGAGAACAAUUCUGUGGUAUCUAGUUUUCCAAACACUCAGCAACUAGAGAUUUCACCGAAUGACACAAGUUCUACAAGAAAUGGCCACAAAACAAGCUGCAGCUGCACCAUUGCCACAAAAGUGCCUUUUACACCUUGUGCCCAUCUACAGAGAGUGAUAUCCCUAAAAUAAAACCAAUUCACAGUGAACUGGGACAAUAAAAAUUACCUUGUUUAUCAUGACUUGGCAAGUUCCUGCAUAGCCUACAGAGACUAAUGUUAAUAAUUACUAAUAAAAAUGAGCAUAACACCCCCCCCUUCCCCUGGCCCCGGUUAUUGACUGGUGCUGCCUGGAGAGAACCAGUUCUUCAGGAGAGCAGGCUGACUGCAGCGGUUCUUCACCGACAGUGAAUUUGACAACUUGGAGCUCCAUCACAACACUAGUAUUUUCUCAAAGCUGAAUCACUUGCAAACAAACAAACAGGUACGUUUUGAUGGGCUAUAGCUCUCCCCACUGCCUUGUAAGUAAGUCCUUCACACCUUCCUGUGCUCUGAGAAACCAGAGACGCAGCGGGCAGUUGCGGAGAUGAUCGAUCAACUGCUCUGUCCAGUGAGAAUGACCCGAGCUCUGCCGCUGCCAAACCUUCCUGCUGCAGCCUGCGCAGAGCUGCCUUCACCCUCCAGACUCCCUUUUACAUUCCCACCAUCCAGGAUGAAGCUCCCUGUUUCUGGAUUGGGAUGAGUAAUUCUUUUCUCCAGAAAUCUGGAAAACUGAGCAAUAUUAUUACAAAAUUUUAUCAUUUAUUGAACAUAAAAUACCUAUCAAAAACCUGCGACCUAUCAA
Chroicocephalus ridibundus (black-headed gull) is the source of this 3893-nucleotide messenger RNA. It is a transcript of the gene USP14, whose product is annotated as ubiquitin specific peptidase 14. The record is from RefSeq and is a predicted model, not a curated record. Gene Ontology annotation, molecular function: cysteine-type deubiquitinase activity; protein binding; proteasome binding. The transcript has 17 exons. NCBI's taxonomy places the organism in Eukaryota, Metazoa, Chordata, Aves, Charadriiformes, Laridae. Bases 217 to 1701 code for a protein of 494 amino acids. Gene Ontology annotation, biological process: regulation of proteasomal protein catabolic process; proteasome-mediated ubiquitin-dependent protein catabolic process; protein deubiquitination.